CACGGCGUUGACGAGGCUUCUUCCUUUCCUUCCUUUCAUCACUAUCGAAAUCUAUUAUCUAGGCUCGGGCUCUAAGGCAACUUCGCUACUUAUCGUUAUCCUCUGAGAUUUUCAACUGCCUCCGGCCUACGAUGCCUCAAAACGAGCUGCCGUUGCCGACGCACCACGUAUCAAGUGACGCAAUUCUCCUAUAUUUCAAUACAACCUAGGCUUGGUCUCGGCUUGCUAUACACGACUUCCUCCCGACCACCAUGUCUGAUUCCACCAGCGUACGUGCAGCUCAAGUGAUUGGAAUCGCAGGCUCUGCAUUCGUGUCUGGUGCCAUUCUCUCUAUAUCAUUCGUCACCGUCCCUGCGCUGGUCGCCCCUCCCCCAGACUCCAAAGUCCAGUACUCGUACAUCGCCGUCCAAUGGCGACGUCUUUACACCCUGGGAAAAUCCCUCAUCCCACCCAUUGCGACGACCGCUGCGACAGCCUAUACGUAUGCUGCGUACCAGAUGCAUCCCUUCCCCGAAUGCACGUGGUAUGCUACCGCUGGAGUGCUCACCUUUGGCAUCGUGCCCUUUACCCUCGCGGUGAUGAAGAAGACCAACGACAAGCUGCAUGAUAAGGCAGGGGUGGUGGAUGACAUAGGACUCGAAGGUGCUGAAGAGGCUGAAUUGCUGAGGACGGAAAAGACUGAGGAUUUGGUGACACGAUGGAAGUGGUUGAAUGCUCAACGAGGAUUAUUCCCGUUGGUUGGUGCAAUUAUUGGUGCAGUCACAACGACUAUCUAUGCUUGAUCCUUUCUGCCUCUUAUAAAUGUAACAUUUUGCAAUCUGAUUUUUAUGACUUUACGAACGUAUUAUAAGCAGACCGAUGUACGGCUCAUGAGAGUCGACAAGGACAUG
Messenger RNA from Desarmillaria tabescens, 890 nucleotides. RefSeq lists its product as uncharacterized. Lineage: Eukaryota; Fungi; Basidiomycota; Agaricomycetes; Agaricales; Physalacriaceae. Bases 252 to 782 code for a protein of 176 amino acids. The record is from RefSeq and is a predicted model, not a curated record. The transcript has 2 exons.